This is a messenger RNA of Salvia splendens (bonfire salvia), 3235 nucleotides long. RefSeq names its product phosphatidate phosphatase PAH1. The coding region runs from base 309 to 2984 and encodes 891 amino acids. The transcript is spliced from 10 exons. Gene Ontology annotation, molecular function: phosphatidate phosphatase activity. NCBI's taxonomy places the organism in Eukaryota, Viridiplantae, Streptophyta, Magnoliopsida, Lamiales, Lamiaceae. The record is from RefSeq and is a predicted model, not a curated record. Gene Ontology annotation, biological process: lipid metabolic process.
GUUUUGUACACAAUCACCUACCAUUCGGUGAGAAAAAAAAAAUGGACGACUCUUAAAAAUAUAUUCUUGGAAUCUUCUCUCUACAAAAAAAAAAUCAACCGAUUUCACUUCUUCUCGUGGCUAAACACUUCAAUCUUCGCAGCAUGGAUUCGUUUCUGGAAAAUCAGCAAAUUAUUGAAUUUGUAUGUCGGAAAUUCCGAGGAUUGGAACAAUUUUGAGGAUUUUGUUGUAUGGAUUUAUGUUGAUUUAGGGUUUAGAGGAUUGUAAAUUUGACAUUUUUUGGGGGUGAAUAUUUGUGAGUGAGCCAAAUGAAUGUGGUGGGUAGAGUUGGCAGCAUCAUAACACAAGGAGUGUACUCGGUUGCCACACCGUUUCAUCCGUUUGGUGGGGCGGUGGACAUAAUCGUUGUUAAGCAGCACGAUGGGACGUUUAGGAGCACGCCUUGGUAUGUUCGGUUUGGGAAAUUUCAAGGUGUUCUCAAAGGGGCGGAGAAGCUUGUCCGAAUAGAAGUCAAUGGUGUCGAAGCCGAUUUUCAUAUGCAUCUUGAUAACUCGGGUGAAGCUUAUUUCGUCAGGGAGGUUGACGCGGAGAAGGAUGAUCGGGAGGGUGUUAAGGACCCGGAGAGUCUUGAAGGCGGGAGGGAGGACAAUAGCAGUGUUUAUAGUAAUGCAGAGAGCGGUUCUAAAGAGAACGAUUUUUUGGGACAAGAGAUCGAUGAGUUUAAUGGUGGUGAUGCGGAGAUGCAAGAUUUACGCACGACUCUUGGUAUGAAGAGGUUAGAGAGAGCCGAGUCUGACAAUGAGCGGAUUUUCUAUGAGUUUCAAGAUGAACAAUCUUCUUUGGAUGGUUCAGUUGAGUUCUCUGAGUACGAUAAUUUAGAUAGUGUGGAACAUGCAUUGGAGGAAUCGCAAAAUUCGAAUUCGGAGGUGGUUUUAGUGAGUGUGGACGGGCAUAUACUAAUGGCACCUAUAUCAUCAUCCGUGACGGAUGCUGCGAGUGUGCAACUGAGCACGCCUCAGUUUCACCUCGGACCGGGCGAAAGAACUCAACAGUUUAACAGGGGUGAUGAUAUGUGGACGACUAAUUGUAUGGCCGAGCUUGAUUCUCCUAUACAUGAAAACACCCCUAGAAAAAAUUGCAAUGGAGACGAGAAUCCUCAAUCUUCUGAACACUUCGAGCCUAGACAAAGUGACAAAGAUCGUCUAUACCAUGUCCAAGAAAGUCUGGAUUCAUCUAUUCACGACAAGGAGUUCAGUGUAGAAAGUGGCUCUGAAAGUGCAUCAGGCCGUUUUAUUACGUGCGAUGUUUUCAAGAGUUGCCAUGAGUUCAUGGAAUUGUCGCAGCAGUCUGCAAACGGGGAUCGGGAGGAUAUCAGUUGUUCAGGAGACCAGAAAUCGCCUUUGAGUCCUUUGACGAAUGACGAACAUGUAGAACAGAAUCUUGAAAUAUCAAGAGACAAUGGUGAAUCAGAUUGCGACGAGUCUGGAAUGCCUAGCCGUGUCUCGUUGCUUGAGUCACAGGUUGAAGCUGCAGCUCAGGAAAGAUCUACUUCCAAUACAGAUCACGAUGAUUCUGAUCGCAUGGCUGUUCGGUUUGCUACCGUUGAUCAGGAUUCAGGGAAACAAGUGGAAGAUGAUCGAACUAUCCGAACAAUGAAUGAUGGCAGGGAGUCUCCUUCUGAUGUAUGUCAAGAAAGGGACCACGUUGAACCUCAUACAGCUGCUCCAACUGAACCGUUCGGGCUGGAAAUAUCUCUUUGCGCAAAGUUGCUUCAUGCUGGAAUGGGUUCGAGUGCAGCACAAGAUGCCUUCGACGAGAAGCGCAUAUCAUUGGAGGAAUUUAAACUUUCACCUGCAUCAGUUGUGAAGAGUGAAGACCUGAUUGUUAGAAUUCAGGGGAAGUACGUACCAUGGCAUAAAGCUGCACACAUUGUUCUCAGCAUGGCUGCUUUUGGCGAGGAUCUACCGGUCGAGGCAGAAGACGCAAUCCCGGUGGAACAGGAGAAGCCAGAAAAAAAAGAAGACGAUCCACAGCUGGUUUCUACUCCAUCUCGCAGAUGGAGACUCUGGCCAAAUCCGUUUAGGAGGGCCAAGACACUCGAACAUGCCACUAGCUACUCAUCUAAUGAAGACGUCUAUGUUGGUUCCGAAUCCGGCUCACAGAGUCAACAGGCCGUUUCGACCCCCACAGCACGUGCAGCCAGUGAGUCUCCUCGCAAGCAGUUUAUUAGAACCAAUGCACCCACCACCGAACAGAUUGCAUCUUUGAAUCUCAAGGAGGGGCAAAAUAUGGUGAGUUUCAAAUUCUCUACCAGAGUUCUUGGAUCCCAGAAGGUUGAAGCUCAUAUGUAUUUGUGGAAGUGGAAUACACGAAUCGUGAUAUCAGACGUGGACGGGACUAUUACCAAGUCUGAUGUUCUUGGCCAGGUCAUGCCGUUGGUAGGAAAAGACUGGAGUCAUUCUGGGAUCGCUCAUCUUUUUUGUGCAAUAAAGGAGAACGGAUACCAGCUCUUAUUUCUAAGUGCACGAGCUAUUGUUCAAGCAUAUUUAACGAAAAGCUUCCUAUCCAAUCUCAAGCAGGAUGGUAAAAGCUUGCCAACUGGACCUGUUGUCAUUUCCCCUGAUGGAUUAUUUCCCUCGUUGUACCGAGAAGUUAUACGACGAGCUCCACACGAAUUCAAGAUUGCCUGUUUGGAGGAUAUUAAGGCGCUCUUUCCACCCGAUUACAAUCCAUUUUAUGCGGGUUUUGGAAACAGAGACACCGACGAGCUCAGCUACCGGAAAAUUGGGAUUCCGAAGGGCAAAAUCUUCAUAAUCAACCCCAAGGGGGAGGUGGCCAUUAAUCAUCGUAUUGAUGUGAAAUCAUACAGGUCGUUGCACACGCUGGUGCAUGACAUGUUCCCGCCAACGUCAUUGAUCGAACAGGAGGAUUAUAACUCGUGGAACUACUGGAAAGUGCCUUUGCCCGAUGUCGAUAACUUGUAGAAGCCAAGUUCGAGCCCAGCUCGGCCCGAAUGCAGAGAGCUGUAUCAGUGGCUGUAGAUGCUGGGACAUAAUUUUUUUGGUAGCUAGUAUUCUUGUUUCCAUCACUUUUUCUUUCUCUGCCUCAGCAUAUGAUUUAGUUAAAAACUCCAUUUAUAGAUAUAUGUAUCCAUAUAUAGACCAUUCAUGUUGUACUAAGUUGAUGCACAUAUUCAUCUUUAAUCAAUAAAUAUAUUCUUCCCAUUUUACUUUUA